UACUGAAAAAAAAAGGUAGUUCCGGCUUGUUGUUCCGGUGAUUACAUUCUGUGGGAACAUCCCCUGACGACGGGCUCUUUAUCGUACCUUCAACGGCCGGCGGUUUCGCAAUUUAGAUGGUACGGGUAAUGAGAAAAGUGUACCGAGAAGCGUGUUUGUGGUAUGUACUAGGACGCAUGCGCGCUACGCUUACCGCGACAAGCCCCGCAGUCCGCCGGUAACGCCACGGGACCCGCCCGCGCCGAUUGCUUCCCCCGCGACCCCGCCACUUGUCAAAAUAACUAAUUGAUUUAUACCCCCAAACAUUAGCCAAGUAGAAAGCGAACUUCACACUUUGAACCCGAGUCCGCAGCAAUUUAUACCGGAAAGUUUUGACGGAGCACAAUAAUAUGUUGAGAAUUAGUCAACGCGGUGAACUCUCGAUUAAGUUGGUGAUAAGUUUCGAACGUAUGUCAUAGGCGGGAACGGUUGCUCAUGUGCGAUUAGCUUUAAGUCGCCGCCGAGCGGCAAUCUGUCACGGUAAAGUGACAGACGAAUGAGUGAUCGUAAAUAUUAGGAGGUUCUUUGUAGUAUUUCGCUGCCGAGUCACGAUGACAUACCGGGCCUAAUGGAUUCGCCUGGUAUAAAUAAAAUGGUCCUAAUCUGAAGAAUUGCGGUUCUGUUGCGACAUCUUAAUUAAUUUUGUCUGUGACGUGUCAUUGUUUCUUUCCAUUAUCUAAAUUAGAUAAACAUUGCCAAACAUUUUGCUUCGAGUACUUACACGACAUUCGUCUGAAUGUAUGUAAUAGCCGUCGUUAAACGCAGCUAAAUACUACGUUUUUAAUCAACACGCCACCGGAAUGGGCCAGACUGGGACGAAAUCCGUUUUAUUGCUAUCUCUUCUACAUGGCUUCCUCUUCCUCAUUGCUGACUCCGGGACAGAUCCCUCGACAGAUAACACUACAGUGGACAUAUCUUCUCAACGCUUUCGGGCAGAGUUUCUGCAAGAAUGGCAAGGAUCUGCUGAUGCUCCUUACUUCGAUCCUAGCACUCCAAGAAACAUAACUGGACUAGUUGGACAUCCCGUCAGAUUAUUGUGCCGAGUCAAGAAUUUGCAGAACAGGACCGUGUCAUGGGUGCGUCACCGUGAUAUCCACCUGCUGACGGUGGGGCGCUACACGUACACAUCGGACCAGCGGUUCGAGGCGCAGCACAAGCCGCGCUCCGAGGAGUGGGCGCUGCGCAUCCGCUCCCCACAGCGUCGCGACUCCGGCCAGUAUGAGUGCCAAAUAUCUACCACACCACCCAUCGGUCACGCUGUCUUUCUAAACAUCGUAGAGCCUGAAACAACGAUUUCAAGUGGCGCCGAACUGUUUAUUCAAGCCGACUCCACCAUCAACCUUACGUGCACUGUGCGACAUACGCCCGAACCCCCGUCUUCAAUUACUUGGACUCACGCAGACCAGGUUAUAAAUUUUGAUUCUGCACGCGGUGGUAUCUCCCUGGUCACCGAAAAAGGCAUGAAAAGCACGAGCCGUCUGCUGGUGCAGCGCGCGAGGGGCGCCGACGCCGGGCUGUACACGUGUGGGCCUAACAACGCGCCUCCUGCCUCCACUCGGGUCCAUGUGUUGUCUGGUGAACAUCCAGCGGCGAUGCAGCAAGGCUGUGCAAAAUCAUCUCUUGACAAAAUGACAACAAUACUGUGCUGUCUUUUGAGCUUCUACUUUCUAAAUAAAUCGUUUUCUGACGUACAGUUUGGUACUUAACUUCAUCUUUAUAUAAAUUGAUGUAUAAUUAUAACAAAAAAUUACACUUGUUGUUUGUAUGUAUGUACAUAAUAUAUUUUAUUCUUAUCUGUGAAUAUUUUUUUUAUCUGUGAAUAGUGUGUGUUUAAACAAUUCCAAUGCAUCCUGUAAUUAGGUACAACAUUUUGUGACUGUUAUUAGUACACAAAUGUAAUUUUAUAAGGACUGUAAAAAAUAAAUUGUUUAAUUAAAAAUACAUCAUCGAGAAAUAAAUACUUACAUUGGAACAAGU
Messenger RNA from Cydia strobilella, 2016 nucleotides. RefSeq lists its product as uncharacterized. NCBI's taxonomy places the organism in Eukaryota, Metazoa, Arthropoda, Insecta, Lepidoptera, Tortricidae. The transcript is spliced from 7 exons. Gene Ontology annotation, biological process: synapse organization. The record is from RefSeq and is a predicted model, not a curated record. Gene Ontology annotation, cellular component: neuron projection membrane. The coding region runs from base 840 to 1745 and encodes 301 amino acids.